This is a messenger RNA of Gallus gallus (chicken), 2362 nucleotides long. It is a transcript of the gene CDC23, whose product is annotated as cell division cycle 23. Gene Ontology annotation, biological process: cell division. Lineage: Eukaryota; Metazoa; Chordata; Aves; Galliformes; Phasianidae. The transcript has 16 exons. The record is from RefSeq and is a predicted model, not a curated record. Bases 17 to 1777 code for a protein of 586 amino acids. Gene Ontology annotation, cellular component: anaphase-promoting complex. Gene Ontology annotation, molecular function: protein binding.
GGGGUGCGCUGGCGGGAUGGCGGCCGUGGGAGCGGUGGUGGGGUUGGGGAAUGCUGACUUCUCGGACUUACGGGAGAUCAAGAAGCAGUUGCUGAGCGUGGCGGAGCGCAGCCGUGAGCGCGGCUUGCAGCACAGUGGGAAAUGGGCCUCCGAGCUGGCCUUCGCCCUGGAGCCGCUGCUGCUGAGCGAGCUGCCGCCGCCGCCCGCGCUCACGGAGGAGGAUGCUCGUGAUCUGGAUGCCUAUACAUUAGCCAAAUCUUACUUUGAUCUAAAGGAAUAUGACAGAGCUGCAUAUUUCUUACGGGGCUGCAAGAGUCAGAAAGCUUACUUCUUGUAUAUGUACUCUAGAUACCUGUCAGGGGAAAAGAAGAAGGAUGAUGAGACAGUGGAUAGUUUGGGACCACUGGAAAAAGGACAGGUGAAAAAUGAAGCUCUACGAGAGCUUAGAGUUGAGCUCAGUAAGAAGCACAAAGCACAGGAACUGGAUGGAUUUGGCCUUUAUCUGUACGGUGUUGUGCUGCGGAAGCUGGACCUGGCUAAAGAAGCAAUAGAUGUAUUUGUUGAAGCUACUCAUGUCUUACCUUUGCACUGGGGAGCUUGGCUGGAACUUUGCAACUUGAUUACAGAUAAAGAGAUGUUGAAGUUCCUGUCCUUGCCAGAUACGUGGAUGAAAGAGUUCUUUCUUGCACACAUUUAUACAGAGCUCCAGCUGAUAGAGGAGGCUCUGCAGAAGUAUCAGAGUCUCAUCGAUGCAGGAUUUUCUAAAAGCACAUAUAUCAUCUCUCAGAUUGCAGUUGCCUACCACAAUAUACGAGAUAUUGACAAAGCUUUAUCUAUCUUUAACGAGCUACGGAAACAAGAUCCUUACAGAAUAGAAAAUAUGGAUACUUUCUCCAACUUGCUGUAUGUCAGGAGCAUGAAGCCUGAACUGAGCUACCUGGCUCACAAUCUCUGUGAGAUAGACAAGUAUCGUGUUGAGACCUGCUGUGUAAUUGGAAAUUAUUAUAGCUUACGUAGCCAGCAUGAAAAAGCAGCACUGUAUUUCCAGAGAGCCUUGAAACUGAAUCCUCGUUAUCUGGGAGCCUGGACGCUUAUGGGACAUGAAUACAUGGAAAUGAAGAACACAUCUGCUGCUAUCCAGGCUUAUAGACAUGCAAUAGAGGUGAACAAAAGGGAUUACAGAGCCUGGUAUGGUUUGGGACAAACCUAUGAAAUCCUCAAAAUGCCAUUUUACUGUCUCUAUUAUUACCGACGGGCCCACCAGCUCAGACCCAAUGAUUCUCGUAUGCUGGUUGCCCUAGGAGAAUGCUAUGAGAAACUCAAUCAGUUGGUGGAAGCUAAAAAGUGUUACUGGAGGGCUUAUGCUGUGGGAGAUGUGGAGAAAAUGGCAUUGGUGAAACUAGCAAAGCUGCAUGAACAGCUGAAUGAAUCCGAACAGGCUGCUCAGUGUUAUAUCAAAUACAUCCAGGACAUCUAUUCCUGUGGGGAGAUAGUGGAGCACCUGGAGGUUAGCACUGCCUUCCGUUACCUUGCCCAGUACUACUUCAAGUGUAAGCUCUGGGAUGAAGCCUCAGCUUGUGCUCAGAAAUGCUGCUCAUUCAAUGAUACUAGAGAAGAAGGAAAGGCACUGCUGCGGCAAAUCUUACAGCUUCGCAACCAAGGAGAGACCUCCUCCACAGAGAUUGCUACUCCCUUUUUCCUCCCAGCAUCACUGUCAGCCAAUAGCACUCCCACACGUCGCGUCUCCCCGCUCAAUCUAUCUUCUGUUACACCGUGAGCAAUGCUGGCACCUCUGACCUGUGCAUUGAAUGUGACAUUGUGGAUGGGGCUUGCAACCACCUAGCUCUUUCCAAUGAAAUUUUUAUGUUCAGUGUUGCCUUCACAGGUAAGGAAGUAGGGUAAAGAGUGACUGGAGCCCACAGCUGAAGACAGGUGUGCCCAAACAGGCAAAAGUGCAACCUUUGUGAAAGUGCCUACUCAGAUAUGUGAGAACAUGCUGUACUUUUCACCAAGUUAUUACAGUCGAGAGUAGAUGUGUUCCAAUACACGAGUCUACUAACAGGUCCUAGGAAGAGAUUGACUUCAUGAGUUUGUGUGCCUCUGAAUAACUCUGGACAAUCUUCUAUCUGCCUGGCUGCUUAAGCAUUUUUGCCUGUCUUGAAUUACAGAAGUGAUGAAGCAGUAUGAGACAAACAAAUCCAUGUCUAUAUUAAAGGACUGAAAAGUGUAAGGAAUUUCGGACAACCAUAAAGGACACCUGUUUGUCAGAACCACAGGUAAAACAGCAGAUAUUUUGACUGAGUAGAAAGGCAGCCAGUGGGAUAGCACAAUUUCAAAAAAAUAAAAUGAUUAAGUUACUGUC